Nicotiana attenuata is the source of this 2550-nucleotide messenger RNA. Its product is annotated as G-type lectin S-receptor-like serine/threonine-protein kinase At4g27290. Gene Ontology annotation, biological process: protein phosphorylation; recognition of pollen. The transcript is spliced from 6 exons. Gene Ontology annotation, molecular function: ATP binding; protein serine/threonine kinase activity. The coding region runs from base 7 to 2433 and encodes 808 amino acids. Lineage: Eukaryota; Viridiplantae; Streptophyta; Magnoliopsida; Solanales; Solanaceae. The record is from RefSeq and is a predicted model, not a curated record.
UCAAUAAUGGAAGCUAGUUUCUUCCUAGUUUUUGUGUUGUCUUUCUACUCUACUAUACACAAGAUUUCAAGUACAACAGAUAUAAUAACUACAGACCAAUUCAUCAUAGAUGGUCAAACUGUUAUUUCAACUGGUGAAACCUUUGAGAUGGGAUUUUUCAGCCCCAAUGGUUCCUCAAAGCGAUAUAUCGGUAUAUGGUACAAGCAAAUUCUCCCUGUGCAGACAGUUGUAUGGGUUGCCAAUAGAGAAAAACCUCUCACCAAUACAUCUUCAGUUGUUUUCAAGGUCACUAAGCCAGGAAUACUAGCUCUUCUCAAUGGUAAGAAUGAAAUUAUAUGGUCCACUAACACCUCAAGAUCAGUCCAAAAUCCAGUUGCUGUGCUUUUAGAUUCUGGUAAUCUUGUUGUAAAAGAUGCAAAUGAUGGCAACCCAGAAAAUUUUCUCUGGCAGAGCUUCAAUUUUCCAACUGAUACGCACUUGCCUGGUAUGAAGCUCGGCAAGAAUCUUAAAACUGGCCAUGAGGCUUACCUUUCAGCAUGGAAGACCGAUAAUGAUCCAACACCAGGAGAAUUCACUCGUCACAUUGAUCCUACUGGAUAUCCGCAGGCCCUAACCAAACGUGGCACAAGUGUAUCAGUUCGUGCAGGACCAUGGAAUGGUUUAAGAUUUAGUGGGAUACCCAAACAACUACUAACACAAAGCAGCAUUUUUACAUUUCAAUUUAUUUUCAAUAUAGAGGAGGUCUACUAUAUUUUUUCAAUCAUUAACAGCUCAGUUUUAUCAAGACUAGUCCUCACUAGCAAUGGUUAUGUCCAACGCUUGACGUGGGUGGCUCGGACCAAGAGUUGGCAUAUUUACUACAAUUUACCUUCCGAUAACUGUGAUACAUAUAGCUUAUGUGGUGCCUAUGGGAGCUGUGACAUAGAUAAUUCCCCUAUUUGUGGAUGUUUGGAGAAGUUUGUAGCUAAAUAUCCACAACAAUGGGAAAAGGGAGAUUGGUCAGAAGGGUGUGUUCGGAGGACACCUCUUGAUUGCAACAAGGAACAUGUAUUUCUUAAGUAUUCUGGAAUCAAGUUGCCGGAUACUAAGUACUCUCAGUAUGAUAAGACCAUGACACUCGAAGGGUGUAGGCAAGUAUGCUCCAGGAACUGCUCUUGCACAGCUUAUUCAAGUCUAGAUAUAAGCAAUGGGGACAAAGGUUGCUUGUUUUGGUUCGGGGAGUUGAUUGACAUCAGAAAGCUGUCUGAAAGAGGGCAAGACAUUUACAUCAGAAUGGAUUCUUCAGAGCAAGUAUCUGAGGCAGGUUCAAAUAGAAAGAAGGCAAAGAUACUCACAGGGAGUAUCUCAUUGUUGAUGGCAAUGAUUUUGCUAGGCCUGAUUCUGUUAAACAAACGGAAAAAGAAGAAGAAACUGAAACUUAAAGAAGAUUUUGAGCUGCCACAGUUCCAAUUGUCGACAAUAACAAGAGCUACAAAUAACUUUUCGCUCAACAACAAGAUUGGAGAGGGUGGAUUUGGACUUGUUUACAAGGGUGUGUUGGAAGAGGGACAAGAAAUUGCUGUGAAGAGACUCUCGAGGACUUCCAUGCAAGGACUUGAUGAAUUCAAGAACGAAGUUAUUUAUAUUUCCAAGCUUCAGCAUCGAAAUCUUGUGAGACUUCUAGGUUGCUGCAUUCAAGGGGAAGAAAAGAUGUUGAUCUAUGAAUACAUGUCUAACAAGAGCCUGAAUUCAUACAUAUUUGAUCAAACAAAGAAAAACUUACUUGAUUGGCCAAAGCGUUUCGACAUCAUAAACGGAAUUGCUCGUGGCUUAUUGUAUCUCCAUCAAGAUUCUCGACUACGGAUUAUCCAUAGAGACCUUAAAGCAAGCAAUGUUUUGCUAGAUAUAGAAAUGAAUCCAAAGAUAUCAGACUUUGGCAUCGCCAGAAGUGUUGCAGGAAAUGAGAUGGGUGCAAAAACACGCCAUGUGGUUGGGACACAUGGCUACAUGUCCCCUGAAUAUGCAGUAGAUGGGAUCUUCUCGGUAAAAUCAGAUGUAUUUAGCUUUGGCGUCUUGGUGUUAGAGAUUGUGAGCUGCAAGAGAAAUAGAGGAUUUGUCCACCAAGAUCACAACCUUAACCUUCUCGGUCAUGCAUGGAAGCUUUACAAAGAAGAUAGGUCCUUGGAACUAAUUGAUGAGCAGCUAGCAGAUUCUUGCCAUGUAUCUCAAGUUUUAAGGUCAAUCCAAGUGGGUUUAUUAUGCGUGCAACAACGUCCAGAUGAUAGACCAAGCAUGUCUUCUGUCGUUCUGAUGUUGGCUAAUGAGAGUCUACUGCCAAAAGCUAAAGAACCAGGAUUUUUCACAGAAAGAAACGUACUUAAUAAAGCAAAAUCAGGAUCGCAGACAGCCAGUACAAACAAUGAAGUCACAAUCACAUUGUUAGAUCCUCGGUAGAGUGUGACAAGUUAACUAUUUUGACUUGCUUGCACAUGAAUAGGAAAAAUAUAUUAGAACUUUGAUUCUUGAGAAAUACAGUAGUAUUUGAAAUAAAACAUCUAGUUGAAUUCUCUA